AAGAUCUGAUUUGAAAACUCGGCAGUCGACUUUCACCUGUCAGCAUGUCCGGCAUUAUCGUUUUUCUGUGUCUUCCAGUCAUCGGUUCUUGUUUCCCCUGCGCCAUGUGUGUGGUAUCCACAAGCCAAUAGUCGAGCCGAAGGCCUAUAGUUAGGAGCUACCACUAGUUCUUAUCGUGACCUGUUAUCCGUGAUCCAUAAUUGUAGACUUAUUGUUCGGCGCUGCCUAGCAAUGUCCAAGGCGGGAAAUCAAGUGAAGCUCGCAUCCAUUCAUUCAUCAUCCUUUUCAAAUGAUCAUGGCAUCUAUCCCCUGGAGAGAAACAGGCUAUUGCCGUCAAUGCCGCCGCCAUCAUCAGCACCGGCCCCGAAUCCGAAGCCGUCGAAGAAACCGCACAUCCUGGAACUGCACGAGAUAUUUCUGAUGCACGAUCACCGCGGCGACAACAAGAUCUCUAUCAUCGACCUGGGCGACUGCCUUCGGGUGAUGGGCGCUAAUCCCAGCGAGGCGGUGGUCAGGAAACACAUGAGACAGCUCGAGGCUGGUUGCCUGCACAGGAUCUCCUUCGACGAGUGCCUGGCGGUGUACUCCAGCUUGGGAAAGCAUGCCAGUCGACCGAGCACCAGGCGACAAGAAAUCGAGACGGAGCAGUUCAUAUCCGGCCUGAGGCUCCUCGACGCUGAAAACACCGGUUUCCUGUCCGCCAAGCAACUCAUACACAUCCUGACCCGCUGCGGCGAGUGUCUGAGCCAGAUCGAGGCCGACGAGCUCCUCCAGGGACGGAUCAACGAAAAGGGCAUGGUCAACUACAAGGAUCUGGUCCAGUUCAUAGUGACGGGCUAAGGGGAAAGUCGAGGCGAGGGCGCGGAAGGAAAGCCCAGAAAGUCAUUUUAUUAUUUGACAGGUGAAAGUUGUUUCAAAAUAAACAGUGUAUGUUGCAUUUCCCAAGCAGGGGAAAUUGAAUUUGUUUUUUUAUUCAUCAGAUAGAUAAAUAACUAACAUCCUUUGGUGUUCCAUCCAUGAUGGUAUUUCGUAUUGAUAGGAAAAUAAUAUAAAACCCAAAGACACUUAAUAAUGCACUGAAAAAUCAAUCCCCAGCCAGGCUCCCCAACCAUCAUUAUUCAUCCAGUGUACCACGUAUGGUCCUCAUCAAUUGUUCACCAAAUUUCGUUUCUCCGCAGCCAUGUCCAAGUCCUUUUCCACUGGGAGAAAAAUGAAUGACCCAAAAACAGAGCUCGUGGCAGCAUCGGACAGCUGUGUUCAUCAUCCAGUCCCAGAAUAAGUGCAAUUGAUUGCAAAUAAUUUCAAUGCGUUGCCAGGCGUAAUUCCAAAUCCAGUAUUUCGCAUCCUGGCCAGCCUUGGUCAGCGCUUUGGCCAGGAUGUGGGGGGUUAUUGGGAGGAUUUAUGGAUGCGGAUAGAGAGCGGAUAGAGAAAGAGGACUGGAAUGUGGUGGUCGUGAUGGCAAUAAAUGCAAAAACAUGCACUGCCUUUGGAUCGAUGGGCAGCAUAUGCAAAUGCUGUCAAAAACAUCCCAAUUGCUGGCAUAUUUCCGACACAUUUCGAUUGGUUUCAUUUUUCUGGGGCAGGGCUACAUUUUCUAAAAAGAAAAGUACAAAAUACAAAAAAAAAGGAUAACGAAAACAGGCCAUAAAAGUCAAAAUCAAUUGGAAUAGAUUCAUUCAAAUAGAAGGAGGAUGGAGUUGCUCAGCGUGAGUCCGCAGUUAUUGAAUUUUUAUGCCCCGUACGAUCGAAGACAGCGAAGGAUAUUAACUUUACUGAAUCCCACCAACAGUGUUGUCUUGUUUAAAGUCACAUCUAAUGCCUGGAAACACUAUCGUGUAAGUCCCAUUGCUGCCAAAAUAGAACCCUACGAUACCCAGGAAGUCUCCAUCAGUCUGAGUUACUUUGAUUUCGACGAGAAUAAAAAAUACGCACAUCGCUUCCGUAUCCAGUCCAUGUACGAUCCCCCAGAUCGAUGUAAAAGUGAGAAAGUGCUGGCCAUCUUCCUCAAAGCCUCACGGUGUGACAUUUCUACGUUGGCGUUGCCCGUGAACCUCGAAGCCAAGCCGAUAUCCUUGUCAAAUUCUUAUGUGAAGUCCACCCCCUGUUUGAAAAAGAUUGCAGUCGAACGAAAUGAAAAACUGAGGCCAUUAUGUUCCGAGUGUCCGACCCGAUUGAAAAUGUACAAAAAUACGAAAAACAGUGAGAAAAAAGGAUUUCUAUCCAAGUUGGUUCUGGUUGGCUCCUUGAUGGGAGUUUUCCUCACAGCUUACUUGCAACGCCAGAUGAUGCAGGAACUUUUGAUGAACAACUUGUUUCCAGAUCAAGGUGAGCCAGAAGAUGAUUUUGAGGAAUUUUAGAAAAAAUAAUGUAAUAGUUAAAAUAUAUUCGAUUUAUUUAUUUUCUAUGA
Messenger RNA from Drosophila ananassae, 2407 nucleotides. Its product is annotated as myosin-2 essential light chain. The record is from RefSeq and is a predicted model, not a curated record. The transcript is spliced from 3 exons. Gene Ontology annotation, cellular component: myosin II complex. Gene Ontology annotation, molecular function: myosin heavy chain binding; calcium ion binding. Lineage: Eukaryota; Metazoa; Arthropoda; Insecta; Diptera; Drosophilidae. The coding region runs from base 232 to 840 and encodes 202 amino acids.